AUGUCCGCUGAGCGUCUGUACAGAACUGAAGAGGAAGUCAGGCAAGCGCGGAUAGAAUACUGCAAGAAAUCGUCAAAAUUCAUCCUGACGAAUGUGGGUCUCGGGGUGGUUGUGAUCGUCUACACAGUGAUUGGGGCUAUCGCAUUCAUGAACCUCGAACAAACGAACGAGAAAAAGCACUGCAUUGAGAAGAUGAACACCUACGAUAAGCAGCAGAACGAGUCCGUCCAAAGUCUCCUAUCCAUUGCCCAGACCUCCAAAAAGAAAGACGAGGCGAUUUUUUUUAUCACAGAAACCAUCGAAACGUUUCGAACAAAUGCAGUGAAGAUUAAGUAUGAUAAUAAGAAUUGCACCAUGAUGGGGGUUGAAGGCGGGCCCGAGUAUGGGUGGUCAUGGAGUGGGGCCCUGUUGUUCUGUGUUACUGUCUACACGACCGUAGGAUACGGAAACAUCACACCGCAGACAUUUCACGGUCGAUUAGUUUGCAUUAUAUAUGCUCUAAUUGGGAUUCCAUUGAUGCUCGUGUUUUUGGCAAACAUCGGCGGGGUAAUGGCAGACGUCUUUCGAUUUGUUUACACAAAAGCUUGCUGCUGUGGUUGCAUCAGACCCAAACCUGAACUCAAUUCGAACGGAACUUCGGAACCUGAAAACCCCGAUGAAUAUGCAGACGACGAGGAAGAGGAAUUGUUGAGCGUUCCUAUCACGGUGACAUUAGCCAUGGUGGCGGGUUACAUAAUAAUGGGUGCAGCUUUGUUUAGCGCUUGGGAGAAGUGGGAUUGGCUCAAAUCUUCUUACUACUGUUUCAUCACCAUAACUACGAUUGGAUUUGGAGACAUCGUGCCAGGAAGUACAAGUACAGAUAGUUUUAGUGGUCAGUUGAAAAUGAUUGGUGCUGCUGUCUACAUGGUGUUUGGCAUGGCUAUAAUGUCUAUGGCGUUUAAUUUGAUUCAAGAAGAAAUGGUGGGAAAAUUUUCAUGGAUUUCUGACAAAUUCGGUUUGACAAGAGCGGUUGAUUACGACAACUCCGUAACGGCGGAACAAACAACCAGCGUAAUUUCCGACCCGAAAAAAAGGAAUUCGUAUAUGAUAGCGUCCCCGGUGGAAGCCCCCUACCCCGUUUAUAAGACAUCCGACUCUCGGUCCGAUAGUCUGAAGCACAUGUUCAGGGAGCCAUCCUCCUUAACUAACUGGGCUACUGCGGCUAUCACGCAGAAUUCCAAGAACAAAACCGUCAAAACGUUUAGAAAUGUGUAA
Messenger RNA from Helobdella robusta, 1254 nucleotides. RefSeq lists its product as hypothetical. Gene Ontology annotation, cellular component: membrane. Bases 1 to 1254 code for a protein of 417 amino acids. The record is from RefSeq and is a predicted model, not a curated record. Lineage: Eukaryota; Metazoa; Annelida; Clitellata; Rhynchobdellida; Glossiphoniidae. Gene Ontology annotation, biological process: potassium ion transmembrane transport; stabilization of membrane potential. Gene Ontology annotation, molecular function: potassium ion leak channel activity. The transcript is spliced from 3 exons.